GCCUCAAUGAGUCCUCACUAUUACACGAUGGUCAGGAACUUGCUAUUGGUCUUCGUGAGUCCUCACCCCUUUUCUAUUGUCGAGGACUCGCUGUAGAUCUCUAUGAGGUAAAACUCAACGAGUCCUCCCUUGUGCCGAUAGUCGAAAACUCGCGUGAUGCCUCAACGAGUCUUCACCUUUGUCCGAUGGUUGGGGACUUUUUAUUGGUUACCAUAAGUCCUUACCCUUGUGCUGAUGAGGACUCGCUGUUGGUCUUAUUAAGUGAGGACUCAUUAAGUGCCACCCUUGUGUCUAUGGUUAAGGACUUGCUGUCAGUCUCAUUAAGUGAGGACUUGUCGAGUUCUUACUCUUGUGUCAUGGUCAAGGACUCACUGUUGGUCUUAUUAAGUGAUGACUCAUUGAGGCCUCGCCCUUGUGUGAUAGUCGAGGACUUGCUGUCGUUCUCAUUA
Molecule: messenger RNA, 449 nt
Organism: Racocetra persica
Lineage: Eukaryota; Fungi; Glomeromycota; Glomeromycetes; Diversisporales; Gigasporaceae
Source: the annotation of a GenBank genome assembly